Messenger RNA from Phyllostomus hastatus (greater spear-nosed bat), 1799 nucleotides. It is a transcript of the gene SLC75A1, whose product is annotated as major facilitator superfamily domain containing 10. Gene Ontology annotation, biological process: transmembrane transport. Gene Ontology annotation, cellular component: brush border membrane. The transcript has 13 exons. The record is from RefSeq and is a predicted model, not a curated record. Lineage: Eukaryota; Metazoa; Chordata; Mammalia; Chiroptera; Phyllostomidae. The coding region runs from base 156 to 1526 and encodes 456 amino acids. Gene Ontology annotation, molecular function: transmembrane transporter activity.
GGAAAUGGGCGGGGCCUGAGCGCCCGCCCCGCCCCGCCCUGACAGCGUGCCUGGCUGGCUUUUCCGCAUCCUUCUGUCCAUCCACAGGUCCCUCCGUCGGUCGGUACCGAGCGCGCGGCCGCGGCAGACAGGCCGGAUUGAAGCGCCCGGACACCAUGGGCUGGGGAGCCGGUGGAAGCUGCACUCCGCGUCCACCAAUCCGCCAGCAGCCUGCGUCUGAGACUCGCGUGAUCACGGUGGUCUUCCUCGGCCUCCUGCUGGACCUCCUGGCCUUCACUCUGCUGCUGCCCCUACUGCCUGGGCUGCUGGAGAGCCACAGCCGUGCCCAUGACCCCCUCUAUGGGUCAUGGCAGCGAGCGGUGGACUGGUUUGCCUCGGCCAUCGGGAUGCCAGCAGAGAAGAGGUACAAUAGCGUCCUGUUUGGAGGUCUGAUUGGCUCCGUCUUCUCAGCCCUGCAGUUCCUCUCGGCACCGCUCACGGGGGCCAUCUCGGACUGCCUGGGGAGGCGCCCAGUGAUGCUCUUGUCCCUGGCAGGUCUGGCCUCCUCUUACGCCGUGUGGGCUGCCUCGGGGAGCUUCGCGGCCUUCCUGGCCUCCAGGGUGAUUGGCGGCGUCAGCAAGGGGAACGUCAGCCUCUCCACGGCCAUCGUGGCCGACCUGGGCUCUCCGCCCGCCCGCAGCCGAGGCAUGGCAGUGCUCGGGGUGGCCUUCUCACUGGGCUUCACGCUGGGCCCCAUGCUGGGCGCCUCCCUGCCCGUGCGGACGGCACCCUGGCUUGCCCUGCUCUUCGCCGUGUCUGACCUGCUGUUUCUCUUCUGCUUCCUGCCGGAGACGCUGCCCCCGGAGAAGCGGGCGCCCUCCAUCACCCUGGGGCUCCAAGCUGCCGCGGACCUGCUCAGCCCCCUGGCCCUGCUCCGCUUCUCCGCCGUGGCCCGUGGCCAGGACCCGCCCACCGGAGACAGCCUCGACCACCUGCGCCGCCUCGGCCUGGUCUACUUCCUGUACCUCUUCCUGUUCUCGGGCCUGGAGUACACUCUUAGCUUCCUGGCACACCAGCGCUUCCAGUUCAGCAGCCUGCAGCAGGGGAAGAUGUUUUUCUUCAUCGGACUCACCAUGGCCACCAUCCAGGGCGCCUACGCCCGGCGGAUCAGCCCCGGCAGAGAAGUCCCAGCGGUGAAGCGGGCCAUCCUGCUGCUGGUCCCCGCCUUCCUCCUCAUCGGCUGGGGGCGCACACUGCCCGUGCUGGGCCUGGGGCUGCUGCUCUACUCCUUUGCUGCCGCUGUCGUGGUGCCCUGCCUGUCUUCCGUGGUCGCCGGCUACGGCUCGCCUGGGCAGAAGGGCACGGUCAUGGGCACGCUGCGGAGCCUGGGUGCCCUGGCCAGAGCGGUGGGGCCCAUGGCGGCCGCCUCAGUGUACUGGCUGGGGGGCGCCCCGGCCUGCUUCACCGUGUGCUCCAUGCUCUUCCUGCUCCCCUUCCUCCUCCUGCGGACCCUGCCGCCCCUGGGAGGCACACUCAAGGCCGAGUAGCCGAGGCAGGACGUCCAAGUCUAGGCCAAGACCGCGGCUGACCGCGGCCGCUGGCCUGACCCCCCUCUUCCCCCUGGGGCCCAGCCGAGGACGUCGCAGGGCCUGGGCCCCAGGGGCCACUCCACACCCCAGACCAGGGCAGCCCUGCCCGCUACACGCAGAGCCAGCGACUCCAAAACCCUGCAGGCUUCCGGUUUGCUUGUUUUUUUACACUUGGGAACAGGCUCUCAGCCAGGCAUCUGAAUGACAAUAAAGCAGCUAUUUUAUGACAAG